AUGGUCUACCGCCUAGCUUGCAGGACAUUUUUUACAAAAGUAAGCUGUAACAGUUUUGUUGGUUUAGAAAACACCUACCACAGGUAGUUGGCUGCCGCUCUGUUUACUUCCAAAGUAUUAGUUAACGCGUAACAGCGCGAGAGGAGAGCAGCUGCCACUGGCCACAAACUAACUUUGUAGAUUGAGCGACGCUGCCGUGCGAUUAGCAGCGGCAAUGUCUCAAGAACCAGCUAGCGAAGAUCUGUUCGUGGCCACACCACCUCUGGGAACGUUUGAUAGUCCUGGUUCAGAUUCGAUCGUUUCCAGUGGGCUGAAGCAAGAAUAUGAGGAACUGAUCAGCCAUGCAAUAGUUGUGCCAAACAUACUACUUCAAACUCGUCAACCGGUACAAAGUUUAGAGGAGUCCGUAAGGCGAGAGCUGGCUGCUAGCAGACAACGAGGAUCCACUCACCAGGCAGCUAGUACUGGCUCACCACUUUCCCUGGCGCAAGAGAUACACACACUGAGCGAAUCAGAGUCAUCAUCUUCAACGUCCAGUGUUGAAUGGGCUAACGUGCCGACAGCAAGCACCGGACCACAAACUUCCACUCUGCGGACCAAUGGCCACCCUGGUGGAGAUCGGCGCCAAUUGCUACAGCAGCAACGGCAGCAAGAUGUGUCCGAUCACUCAUCCAACACAUCUAGCUGCAGCACAUCAUCACUGGAUCUCAUGCCUAACCAUACCCACAAUAACAUACCAACAUUGGCUGGCAAUAGACCGACACAGCAGCAGCAGCAGCAGCAGCAACAGCAGCACACUAUGUAUACACGUGUGGAUUAUCAGGAGGUGAGCAACACUCCAGGGAUGUUACUAUAUUGGGAGUUACCGAGGUCACCUGUAGGAGGAAUACGGCCUGAUAUAACUGCUAGUGGGGUUGCUACAACCGCCAGUGGUAUUCACACGAUAAGAGAGACUAGGCCAAGCAGUGGACAUGAUGAGGAUGCAGAGAGGCUGGAAGGGCAGAUUGAUGCAAUGACGAAUGACUUGAAGCAAUGUAUUCUGGCAGAGUUUGCCCAGGCCAAAGCAAAGUAUCUACAGAAGUCUCGUCUCGAAAGCGGAGCAGAAAGAGAAAGACACGCUGCCAAAGUCAGUCGUCUUCGUCAUGAAAUGGAGGAGUUACGGCAGUUAACCAGCACACUAGAAGAUAGUUUGAAGCACAAAGAUCAAGUCAUCGAGAACUUGACACAGAGCCUAAAGAAACAAGCGGAUCAACUUCAAUUGCAGAAAUCAUUUGGCCAAUGGCAAGCCAAUCACAGCAGUACAAAGAGAGAGGAAUUCACUGCAAAGCUGGCAACACGCCACUACAAGAAGUGCCUGAAACGCAAAGUCUACAACGCCUGGAGAAGUGUGCUUGUGCAGAGGUGGAAGCAACAUGUCGAGAAAGCAUGUCAGGCCAAGGCAACAAGUGUCUGUAAGGAACUAGCUGAAAAGUAUGAAGAAGAGCUGCGCCAGGCACACGAGUUGCUCGAUGCAGAGCGCGGCUGCGUGCAAAAGUUGCACGAGGAAAGAGGCGAGUACGAAGCGAGGAUGAAGCGCGCCUUUAUGCGUGGUGUAUGCGCACUCAACAUGGAGACUAUGGAUAUGUUCAAGCCGGAGGGCAGCACCAACGCUGGGCUCUAAAGAAUCAGCACAGCUAUAUUCUGCUCACAUUCUUGCACUAAACGGAAAAGUUGUAACACUAGUAGUUUAUACAGUACAGUACUCAGUAGUGAUCAUUGUCACAUUCCACCACAUCCUGCUACUGUGUGCAUGCUACCUAUACUGACGAAUGCCUAUCAGUACUAGUUAGCUGCUGUUGACGUUGACACCUUUGCCUUGACUAACCUACGUAGAUACUAGAUAGCUAUUACCUCGAGUGAAUCAUCCCGUGCAGAUAUCUGUAUCGACCCACCAGACACAUGUUAUCGGAGCUGCAUGUACCAAUGCCCACUACUUGCUCGGACUUCAGCCAUAUUGGGGCAAUUCACAGCAACCAUUUUCUGUACAUGUAUGCCACAAACUACCAGUUACAGCUGAUUUAUUUGUUCGUGAAUUUUUGAUCUAUAUUGUCGAGAAUUUCCAAUGCACACAAUGAUAUUUUCUUCUUACUUCAAAGUGAAAAGAGAAGACGGCAACAAUGGUUGCUGGUUGCUCGGUGAGGCUAGUAGCUGCCCACGUGUGCCCGAAACACAGAGCAAUGGGCUAGCUUAAUGACUGAAGGAAAGCGGCCAGCAGUAGCACGCAGACUCUCAACACACGGAUCCAGACACAUGUUAUCGGAGCUGCAUGUACCAAUGCCCACUACUUGCUCGGACUUCAGCCAUAUUGGGGCAAUUCACAGCAACCAUUUUCUGUACAUGUAUGCCACAAACUACCAGUUACAGCUGAUUUAUUUGUUCGUGAAUUUUUGAUCUAUAUUGUCGAGAAUUUCCAAUGCACACAAUGAUAUUUUCUUCUUACUUCAAAGUGAAAAGAGAAGACGGCAACAAUGGUUGCUGGUUGCUCGGUGAGGCUAGUAGCUGCCCACGUGUGCCCGAAACGCAGAGCAAUGGGCUAGCUUAAUGACUGAAGGAAAGCGGCCAGCAGUAGCACGCAGACUCUCAACACACGGAUGUGUGCUCUCAACACACGGAUGUGCUCUCUCUCUCUCUCUCUCUCUCUCUCUCUCUCUCUCUCUCUCUCUCUCUCUCUCUCUCUCUCUCUCU
Sycon ciliatum is the source of this 2724-nucleotide messenger RNA. Its product is annotated as centrosomal protein POC5-like. The transcript is spliced from 9 exons. Gene Ontology annotation, cellular component: centrosome. The record is from RefSeq and is a predicted model, not a curated record. NCBI's taxonomy places the organism in Eukaryota, Metazoa, Porifera, Calcarea, Leucosolenida, Sycettidae. Bases 215 to 1660 code for a protein of 481 amino acids.